AUGUCUGACCCCUUGUCUCUCUUCUCUGUGAAUGCGAUCCUCAUCAUGUCGACUGACGACGGAUCCCGCAUCUUCACAAAGUACUACUCAGCACCGCAUGCCCCCGUCGGUGCUGCACCCAACUCCAAUUUCCCCGGAGCCAACCCCUACCCAACCGUCAAGGAGCAGCGGGCAUUUGAGAAGGGUCUGUUCGAGAAGACAAACAAGUCAACCAGCGAUGUCAUCCUGUACGACAACCGCAUUGUCGUGUUCAAGAUGGAGAGCGACGUGAUGAUCUACGUGGUGGGCAGCGCCCACGAGAACGAAGUGCUACUGUUCAAUGUAGUGCUAUCGCUGCGAGAUGCUCUCGGGAUCUUAUUCAAGGGUGCCACCGACAAGCGUACUAUCGUCGAGAACUACGAUCUCGUCUGCCUCACCAUUGACGAGACCAUUGACGACGGAAUCAUCCUCGAGACAGAUCCCGUUAUGAUCGCCUCACGGGUCAGCCGUGCCCCUGCUGCUGACGCGCCAAACAUGAAGAAUAUCGACCUCUCUGAACAGGGCCUAAUGAAUGCAUGGGAGUUUGGCAAGCGGCGUUUGGCCGAGGGUCUGCGACACAUGUAA
Penicillium taxi is the source of this 603-nucleotide messenger RNA. RefSeq names its product coatomer subunit zeta. Bases 1 to 603 code for a protein of 200 amino acids. Gene Ontology annotation, biological process: retrograde vesicle-mediated transport, Golgi to endoplasmic reticulum; intra-Golgi vesicle-mediated transport; intracellular protein transport. Gene Ontology annotation, cellular component: COPI vesicle coat. The record is from RefSeq and is a predicted model, not a curated record. The transcript is spliced from 2 exons. Lineage: Eukaryota; Fungi; Ascomycota; Eurotiomycetes; Eurotiales; Aspergillaceae.